Molecule: messenger RNA, 330 nt
Organism: Cryptococcus amylolentus CBS 6039
Lineage: Eukaryota; Fungi; Basidiomycota; Tremellomycetes; Tremellales; Cryptococcaceae
Exons: 4
Coding region: 1-330 (109 amino acids)
Cellular component (GO): cytosolic small ribosomal subunit
Molecular function (GO): structural constituent of ribosome
Source: RefSeq, a predicted model, not a curated record
AUGCCUCCCCAGGUUAAGACUAAGGCCCAAAAGGCCGCCGCCGCUAUGGCCGGUUCCAAGGCUGGUAAGAAGAAGAAGUGGUCCAAGGGCAAGGUGAAGGACAAGGCCAACAACGCCGUCAUCCUCGACAAGGCUGUCUUCGACCGAAUCGUCAAGGAGGUCCCCACCUACAAGCUCAUCUCUCAAUCCGUCCUCAUCGACCGAAUGAAGAUCAACGGCUCCCUCGCCCGAAGGGCCAUCGCCUACCUCGAGAAGGAGGGUUUGAUCAAGCGAGUCGUCCACCACAACGCCCAACUUAUCUACACCCGGGCUAUCGCUGGCAAGGAUUAG